AUGAACGCAGAAGCACUCGGUGCGUCGUCGCGUGACGGCGCAGCGGAGGGUGCCGCGGCAUUGACCGGCGGCUCAGACACCUGGAGCACAUGUGCGGUAUUAACGAACCGGCUUCGCCUGCUGCAGCUGUGCGGGAAGGUCAUAGACACACAGCUUGACGAACUGAGGAAGCGGUGCAACGAGGUGACACGGCGAGAUGCGGAUGAUAGUUGGGAGAGCAACGGCUUCUCGGGCGCGGCACCUGCAAACGCGGUGAGGAACGGUAACGGUAGCGCAGCGGCAUCCGCAGAGCCUCUGUCGUCUCCCUCUUAUUUAUUGUCUUCUGCUCAUGUGAAGACCGCGACGCGUUUUUCACCGCCGUGGCGUGGUAGUCCACAGCCGACUGUUCGCUUCCAGAGGCCGCGCGACGAGCUCACCAGCGGCGCAGCAGAAUGGCAGGAGGCGAACGGCAAGCGGGACUCGCCCUCACCGCCCAUCAUCGUUAUUGAGGUGGGGAACUCGGACAGAGCCGCGUCGCACUCGACUCCACGCGGUCAGGUCUCUUCGGAAGCUGCUGGUGAGAUCAAUUCAGGAACAAGGGGGACUGUUCAGGGCUCGAAGCUAUUGUCAGAUGUUGUUGCGACGACUCUCUCACCUGAAGGAAAUAGAAUGAGCAAUAAGCGGGAUGCACACAUCUCCUUCAUUCUGGAUCAUAUACAGCAACUGAAUGUGCCAGCGCGGCGCGCGUCGCCAGCAGCUGACUUCUUCAGACGGAUUCGCGAUGAAGCGAGGACUCUUUCAGAACCAGAAGAUGACAGAGCCACCAUAUCGAAUGGGAACUGCAUUCCAUCGGUGGCACCAGCCGAGUGGAGUGUGAACGCCCAAUAUAAAAAUGAAUUGCGGCAGCAGCAUUUAGCUUUGUCUCGUGAGACACCCGUAGAGGGUGGGGUAUCCGCUGCCGCCCCAACCGCCAGCGGUACGGCACCCAUGCCGAUGCCCUCCCUGCCGCGAAAGCCUCCGUCACCACCAUCUGCUCGUGUCGGUGGGUCCUCUCCCACACCCUCACCCCCCGCUGUGGACUAUGACAAAAAGGCACAGGAGGCACUUCUGAGUGGGUUGUGGAAGGAAACCAAGGAUAAAAAGGGAAGAGUUUACUACUACAGCUCCAAGGAGAAAAGGUCGUGCUGGAAUUUGGCGAAGGAGCUCCGUCUCUUGGCGGGAAACCGCGGUACAUGA
This is a messenger RNA of Trypanosoma grayi, 1215 nucleotides long. RefSeq lists its product as hypothetical. Lineage: Eukaryota; Euglenozoa; Kinetoplastea; Trypanosomatida; Trypanosomatidae. Gene Ontology annotation, molecular function: protein binding. The record is from RefSeq and is a predicted model, not a curated record. The coding region runs from base 1 to 1215 and encodes 404 amino acids. The transcript has a single exon.